GACUUGAAGUUGCCAGUGGUAACCGUUAUACUCAAAAGGCUCCAUGUAAUUACACAAUUACAAUGGUAGCUUUUGAUUCAAAGUUAGUGGAUAAUAAGAGAACAUCGGUUAUUAUCGUUCGUAAUAAUUCUUCGCGUUUUGUACUAUGUAACUUGAUACCAGGAGUGAUAGAACAACAACUUUUGAAUCAUUCUGUUCUCCUUGGUGAAACUGUUACCAUUUAUGUUGAAGGAAACAAUAAAAUACAUUUGACUGGUAAUUACGUUCAAUUCCUUCAAAUACCCUACGAAAAUGUUCCAGUGCCAAUAACAGUAAAUAAAGGCAAAUUAUCAAAGCCAGCAUCAUCACCAGCGUCACCAUCACUUACAACAUCAAAAUUUAAUGAGCCCGCUAAUCAAUCUAAUUGCUUAAAUGAUUUACCUGAAGUUGAACAAAUUCCAAAGGCACCACCACUUGCAAAAGAGAAAGUUAAUGGUGAAACUAAUGACAAGAAUAGAAUGAAAAAACGAAAGACUAAUAAUGAGGAUAUUGUUAUUAUUGAAAUUGAAAAUGAUGGUGAUGUUAAAAUGAAAAAUAACCCUGAUCAAUAUGAAAUGAUCGAAGAUUCCGACUCUUCAGAUUCAGAUUAUUUGUGUGAUAGUUCAGAUGAUGACCCAAGCGAUAAUUCAGAUGAUGAACUAGGUGUUGAAACAAGCGAUCAUUCAAAUGAUGAUGACGGCAAAGUCAAAAGUUCAAAUAAUUUGGAUGAAAAAGACAAAAAUGAUGAUAAUAUGGUAGUGAAAAUUGGUAAAAAGUCAAACUUACAAGCUGACAUAACGAAUAUAAGUCAAAACUUAAAUCAAAAGGAAAUUCAG
Molecule: messenger RNA, 854 nt
Organism: Entrophospora candida
Lineage: Eukaryota; Fungi; Glomeromycota; Glomeromycetes; Entrophosporales; Entrophosporaceae
Source: the annotation of a GenBank genome assembly